Sorghum bicolor (sorghum) is the source of this 3041-nucleotide messenger RNA. Its product is annotated as leucine-rich repeat receptor protein kinase EMS1. The coding region runs from base 56 to 2905 and encodes 949 amino acids. Gene Ontology annotation, molecular function: protein binding. The record is from RefSeq and is a predicted model, not a curated record. Lineage: Eukaryota; Viridiplantae; Streptophyta; Magnoliopsida; Poales; Poaceae. The transcript has a single exon.
GGUUGGCUGGAAAACCAGAAAACUCAAAGGAACUCGUGCUACUCCUAUACCCUCCAUGGAUGUAGCUGCAAUCUUUUGUUUCCUGCUUGUUCUGAUCACCACCACGACCACCAUUUCGUCCUCUGCUUAUGCUGCACAAACCAAUGGCGCGUGCUUUCCAUAUGAGAGGGAUGCACUGCUUUCCUUCAAGUCUGGCAUCCAAAGCGAUCCGCAGAAGCUCCUUGCUUCUUGGAAUGGCGAUGACUGCUGCCGGUGGACUGGUGUCAACUGCAGCUACAGCACGGGCCAUGUUCUCAAGAUCGACCUCCGCAACAGUUUCUUCCUGGAUGAUCUACUUCAUCCUCCGAUACACUCCGAGUAUCCUCAUGGGAUGCGUGGGAAGAUAAGCUCUUCUUUACUUGCUCUGCAUCAUCUGGAGUAUCUUGACCUCAGCGGGAAUCUUCUGGGGGGAGAAGCGGUACAGAUACCGAGAUUCUUGGGCUCAUUGCCGAACUUGGUUUAUCUCAACCUCUCCUCCACGGAUUUCAGUGGUAGAGUGCCUCCUCAUCUUGGUAACCUCUCUAAACUGCAAUAUCUUGAUAUUGACACCACUUGGAAUGAUGAAGAAAAUAAUAUGCAUAGUGAGGACAUCUCAUGGCUAGCACGUCUCCCUUUGCUAGUGUUUCUCGACAUGAGUGGUGUGAAUCUCAGUAUAACCGGCGAUUGGGUUCAAGUGCUUAACAAGCUUUCUAAUUUAAGAGUCCUUCGUCUCCAUGCGUGCCAACUGCCUUUUCCAUAUCCAGCUAUUGUGGAUUCUAACCUCACAUCACUUGAGAUAGUAGAUCUAUCAGACAAUAGAAUCAACACCUUGAAUCCCAGCUACUGGUUCUGGCAUGCUAGUACCAUCAGGCAUCUUGACCUAAUGAACAAUAUGAUUGUUGGGCCACUUCCAGGUGCCAUGGGCAACAUGACUUCCCUUGAAGUACUUAACCUCGGAGGCAAUCAUCUUAGUGAUGUAAAGGCGAAACCACUCGAAAAUCUAUGCAAUUUGAGGGAGCUAACAUUGUGGUCAAAUAAGAUCAAUCAAGAUAUGGCAGAAUUUUUAGAUGGGCUCCCUCCUUGUGCAUGGAGUAAGUUAGAGUUGCUAGAUCUAUCUACAACCAAUAUCAGUGGGGAAAUUCCGAACUGGAUAAAUCGAUGGACUAAUCUGAGCAUUCUUCAACUCUCCUCUAACAUGCUUGUGGGGUCAAUACCUCUGGAAAUUGGUAUGCCCAGCAAACUCAGGACACUGGAUCUAGAUGGCAACCACCUCAAUGGGUCCAUAUCAGAGGAACACUUAGCCAGCCUAGUGAAUCUGGAGGAGUUAGAUUUAUCAUACAAUUCCGUCCAAAUGGUGAUCAACUUGAGUUGGAUUCCUCCUUUUAAGUUGCGGAUGGCUUAUUUCCCCCAUUGCCAAACGGGGCCUUAUUUUCCUUUAUGGCUUCAAGGGCAAAGGGAUCUUAUUUACCUUGACAUUUCUGACACAGGCAUAGUUGAUUAUCUCCCAGAUUGGUUUUGGUCUGUGUUUUCGAAUACUACAUACCUAAACAUCUCUUGUAACCAAAUUAGUGGAAAGUUACCAAGGACACUGGAGUUUAUGUCUUCAGCUUUAAUAUUUGAUUUCAACUCCAACAACCUGACAGGUAUUCUACCCCAGUUGCCAAGGUAUCUGCAAGAACUUGACAUUUCCAAGAACUCACUGUCAGGGCCAUUACCAACGAAAUUUGGGGCUCCGUACCUUCUGGAUUUAUUACUUUCUGAAAACAAAAUCACUGGGACUAUUCCAUCAUAUAUUUGUCAACUACAGUUUUUAUGUGUUUUGGAUCUGGCAAAAAACCAUCUAGUUGGACAGCUUCCCCUAUGUUUUGAUGGAUCAAAAGAAACCCAGAACAAAUCCAUGUUAGCUCUGGUCUUGUACGAAAAUAGCCUGUCUGGAAAUUUUCCUUUGUUUGUGCAAAGUUUCCCUGAGCUGAUUCUACUCGAUCUUGCCCAUAACAAACACAUUGGAGAGCUGCCAACAUGGAUAGCAAAAAUGUUGCCACAAUUGUCUUAUCUCCGGUUGCGGAAUAAUAUGUUCUCAGGCUCUAUUCCAGUUCAGCUCAUGGAGCUUGGCCACCUACAGUUCUUGGACCUUGCAUAUAACAGAAUAUCAGGCUCUAUACCUGAGUCACUGGCCAACUUGACAGCAAUGAUCCCUGACCAGGAUCACCAGCAGCCACUGGAAAAUCCUUUAUACUGGAGUUAUGAAAGGCCUUCAUCAGCGUCUGACACAUAUUAUGCGAAAUUUGAUGACAGCCUAGAAGUGGUAUCCAAAGGCCAGUAUCUUGACUACACCAGCAAUGUCGUAUAUAUGGUUGCCCUUGACCUUUCCCACAACAACAUAGUCGGGGAGAUCCCAGAGGAAAUAACAUCUCUUGUUGGAAUGGCAGUAUUGAACCUAUCACAUAAUCAGUUGUCAGGUAAAAUUCCAGAGAAGAUCGGCCAGCUAAGAUCAUUGGAGUCUCUAGAUUUUUCAUGGAAUGAACUCUCCGGCGAAAUACCUUCCAGUUUAUCAGAUAUCACAACGUUAAGCAAGCUCAACCUGUCGUACAACAACCUAUCAGGAAGAAUACCUUCAGGGAAUCAGCUGCAGGCACUAAUCGAUCCAGCUUCUUCGUACUUCGGUAACAGUUACCUGUGUGGACCUCCUCUUUUGAGGAACUGCUCUGCGCCUGAGGUAGCUAGAGGUUAUCAUGAUGGACAUCAGUCAGAUUCAGACGAGAGGUAUUUGUAUCUUGGGAUGGCUGUAGGAUUUGUUCUGAGCCUUUGGAUUGUCUUUGUUACAUUCUUAUUUUCUAGGACAUGGAGAGUUGCUUAUUUUCAAAUGUUUGACAAGCUACUGUACUAGAUACAAACUCUGCGGCCAUAGAUUUUGGUGUUUAGGAAAGGUUUAUACGGAAAAUAAGGAUAUAAUUAACUAUCUGCGUACAAUAUCUGUUACUAACUUGAUGUCUGAACUAUAGUCAUUGUUGUUCCCUGUUGCA